This is a messenger RNA of Linnemannia hyalina, 4695 nucleotides long. The record is from the annotation of a GenBank genome assembly. NCBI's taxonomy places the organism in Eukaryota, Fungi, Mortierellomycota, Mortierellomycetes, Mortierellales, Mortierellaceae.
AUGGCACAACGAUCUUUUCCUCUCAUCACUACAGACACUAACCUCGCCCCUCACCUCGAACUUCCUCUCCACCAUAACCAAAACCACCACCAACACCAGCGCGAUCACCAACCUCGCGACUACGACUUUAUCACCUGGCGCCAGCAGCAGAUCCUCCUACCCGACGACCCGCAGCAAGACAACUAUUCAGUCAGCCCUCAGCCUGUGUACCAUAUCCCGCACCCGCCCCGCUCGACUCCAUCGCAUUAUACCACCCAGCAGCCCGAGCCGCGCCUUCGCCCGCAUUAUCGCCAGCAGACGCGCCCCGUGUUCAUGAACCCAGAAUUGAUUCUGGAUAAGCCACAUUUUAGGCACCACUCCGGAGGAACCUUGUCAUCUAUCGAUUACGAGCCAGGCGAGGAUAGCUCCGUCUCGUCCAUGGAUCACUCAGCCUCGACAGCCUACAAGCAGCAUGAGCAGCACGGUCAGUCGUCCUCAUCCCUCGGAUACUCCCUCGACUCCCAGCGCACCCUCCAACCACGCCACUCUCACAACGCCAACCAGACACUCUCUAACCUGACCACUCCACAAGGCUCGCCUCAAACGGUACGCGGAGUUGGAACGGGUGGUAAUUCAUAUCACAACGGACAUGCAUCCAGCUCCUACCAGUACAGCAGCGGGAGCGAAGGAGACCUUGAUCUAUUCUCUUCUCGACAGCCCGCAUUACUUGGCGAUCUGACAACAACAACUGCAACAACUACGGCUGCGUCAACCCCAACUCACCAACAGCCACUACGAAGCAACUCUGUCAUAAAAAUGACGGCCGCCAAGAGACUGCCCCCCUUCAAUGCCAGUCGGACAUCAAUGCCAGCCAACGCAGUCGCAGAGGGAAGCGCCGAGGACGACGACGACAACCAACGGACAAUUAACCGACAACAGGCUGAUAGACGUGCUGAUCUGGAAGACGACGUUGUGAGCAUAUCCUUGGAUGACGAUGAUGAUCGGGAAGGUGGAAUUCAAGAUCGGGACACGCUCCUAACACGAGAAAGAGGUCCAAACAGGGCUAGUGAGAGUAGUCGACCCAAGCAGAGCUUCACAGGGGCAACUUCACAGCCAUCUCCUUUUCACCCUUUCCCCCCACCAUCCUCCAGGACUGUGGUCUCCGCAGUGUCACCAUCAGCAUCGUUUUCAACAGCUGCACGUGGCAGUCACUCCCAGCUCAACGGGGCUGGCUCUUCGACCCCUCGGGCCGAGCCCGACAGAGGGCCUGCAGAUCUGAGUAAUCCCAGCACUGCUUUGGCAGAGGCUCUCCGGAUAGCCAGAUCGAAGGCCAACUCUACAUCGAAGGCCCCUCAACGCUCCACAUCCGACGCUAUUCAACCAAGCAACAUUAGAAGCCAAGAUCAGAGUGCAAAUCAGCGUGGAAAGGAGGGCAAGCUUCCAACAUCGACCUCCUCUCACUCAAAUGGCUCCAUGGCGGUUGGGCAGAUCAGGAUCCCUGUUCCGGACCUCUCACCUGGACUGCGAGGUUACGCUUCCUACCAUGGAGAGCAACAGGACAUGCGGAGGAAUCCAGAUGGACUGCUUUAUCCCCGUCGCUGCUCCUUUACACUAUCCCCGACAUCGUCCAACCCAGAGUCAAGAUCGGACAGCCACUCUGGAUCACUUGGUACGCCACGCGCCAACAUUAACAGAGAUGGAGCCACGUCUGCGAAACUCAGCAACGCGUCCAUUCGACCUGGCGGACCCAGCAUCUCAUCGAAAUACUCUGAUGACUUUGGCCCACAUCGACAGUCGCAUCAUCGCCGCCAAUCCAGCUACAUGGAGACAUCUUACGACUCUGGUCAGUCUGGACAGAACCAUGGUGAGGAUCGGUAUUCAAGGUUCGCAUUCCCAGGGCAGGAUCAUGACCAGAGCUCGCUUCCUCAUCAGAGCUACGACGACGGUCCUAGGCAUUCAUCCGAGUACCCUCAGGACCCAUCUGUAGAGUCUUUUCAGCAGGAGUACACUAGCCGCCGUCGUUUCCAAUCCUCGUCAGAAUCCGCUCCCAGUAACUCAUAUCAGAAGCAGCGCCAGUCUGACCAGGGCACUUCUGGAAACUCCAAGUCAUCAGCAAGUGCAGCGGCAUACGACCAGACCCACUCGUCGCAUUCACUCGGAGUAUCGGAGGACCUUCAGGAUCAGAUGGAGACCGAGGCCGAGUACAUUAUGACUAGGAAUACCGAGUUGCUCCGGAUACUCAGCAUUCGCGACGACGAGAUCAAGACCCUGCAGCAGGAGCUAGACCACUCGCUCAAGGUCAUGCAUGAGUACGAGGAUGAGCUCUUGAAGUUGCACACAACCGCCGCCAAGCCCUAUGAGAGUUACCAUCAAACGCUGGACCAGAUCGGACACGAGAUGACUCAGCAGGAUGCAAUCGUCAAGGGAUACCAGGAGGAGAACGAAAAGCUCCGAGAGCAACUCAAAACCUCUGUAGAACUUCGACAGGAGGCUGAGAAGCGCCAUUUGCAGGCAGUGGACCAGCUCAAGACGGAAUUGACGCAGCUCCGAGCGGACCUGGAUGAGUCUGAUGUCCAAAAGUACGGCACAACGGAUCUGAGAUUGUUGCUGCAACAGGCGCAGGAGAGUCAGGAUCGUGCGCGCAAGAAUUUCAAGGACAAGGAGGAUGAGCGGCUGGCCGAGAUGACCGACCUGAAGGAACGACUUAAGCUCACGGAGAGAGUUCUAGAGGAGGAGCGAAAGGCGAAGGUCAAGGAAAUGCAGAAACUCGAGCGCGAUAUUCAAGAGUUCAGAGAAGGCUGCAAAGGAAUACUGGCCCAGCUCCAGUCGAUCGAAUCUGUGGACUCUGCCAAACACUCCAAAGGUAGCUCCUCGAGUUCUUCUGCAGAGGCAGACACUACCGUCGGUCAAGAUUCGGAUACCCAUACGGCAAACAAAGGAUCACCUACGCCUUCACACUCUGACAGUCAACAGCAACACCAACAAAAGGAUCCACGUCCGAAGACCUUGGACCGGAAGCCGACAUCGACCGAGACCCUAACAACCACCAACAUGCCCAGCCACCCCGACGUCGGCAAACUGAAUCUGGAAGAGCGACUCUCCAAGUUUGAGGCUGAUAUCCGGCAAAGCCUCCGACGGACCGCCUCCGUGGAGAGCUUCCACAGUAUCCGAUCGUCCAACAACUCUGGUAUCCCGAUGGCAACCCUGGUCAAGCCCGCUCAAUACCUCCAGUCUGGUCACACUCGUCCAGAGCUGCGAUUGACGGGCUCUGGGGAUGAGACACACUUGGAGAGCGCACUUCGGGAACGCAUCACGAGUCUGAACAUCGAGAAUAGACGCCUGCAGGUCGAGUUGUCGUCUCUCGAACAAGUGCUGCGUCUGCAGCAAGCCGAGCGUCAACGCAAGGUUGCUCAGCUGGAGGAGCUAUUGGACAUGCAUGAGGCCAUGGGAAAUCAGAAGCUGGAGGAUGCCGAUACGGAGGAAGGGCAAGGCAGGAUUCGCAAGGUCAUCCAGGGCUUGCUGGUGAGGAUCCGGACGAAAGAGGCUGAGGCCGAGUUUUACCACAACGCGUACUUGGACAAGGUCAUGGAGUUUGACCAGAUGUCUCUUGCCAACCGCAAAGCACUUGCAGUGGGAGGAGGAUCUUUGAACGUCGAUGCGGAGGAGCCCAACAUUUCCCAGGCGACAGUGGAGGGGCUUGUGGUCGCAUCACCUUCGACCACAUCCCCCACUUCCUCCAACGGCGCAAGCGGGAUCGUCGAAGUUUUAGAGGCUCGGGUCAAGGAGCUGGAGCGGAUCAAUCUGGAGACUUCGUUCCGUCUGGCUGCUGAGCAGCGGCGUGUUAUUGCCUCCGAGGCCGAGAACGCUACGCUGAUCCGUGAAAAGCUCACGUUGGCAAGGAUGCUGGAGGAUCAGGUCGAACAGCUCCAAACCAAGCUGAGCACUGCCGAGAUUGCCAAGGCCCGUUUGGAGGACGAGAACAGCGCUCUGCGACAGAAGGAUACAAAGGACCAGCGGAACCAGCAACAGCAACAGCAGCAACAACAACAACAAAAGCAAUCGACACAGAAGGAUGCAGCCAACGCCGAGUCGAUGGCGAUUAUGCGGACUAGGAUGAUGUCGCUGACAUGCCAGCGUGACCAGCUUCGUGAGCAGCUUCAGGAGGCGUUUGAUAUCCAGUUGGCGAUGCGUGAUCGAGGCGCAGGUGGUGUUCCAGAGUGGACAGUCGACGACUACAAGCGCUUGGAGCGAAGCUUGGAGGAAAAGACCGGCGAGCUGGGCGUUUGGAAGGACCGGGCGAUUGCGUUGGAGAGGGUGGUGGAGCGUAUCCGGAUGUUGAAGGACAAGCAAGAGCCAAUGGGAGUUUCGAUGGACCGGAGGUCAUCGACUCAGGACAGCGAGUCGAUGAGCUCAUUGUCCGCCUCGGGUGGACCUGAUGAGCGACGGAGGGCUUCACAUCACACGCUUGAGGAACUGGACCAGGUGGUCCUGCGACUGGAGCAACGAUUGGAGAGGCGGGAUCAAGAGCUCCAGGAGGUUGUGCUGGAGGCGAAGCGACAGACGGAUCAACGGUUGGAGGCCUGGAAGGCCAAGUGGGUCCAGGUGGUGCAACGUAAGAAUGCCGAGAUCCACCGGUUCCAGGUUGAGCUGGAGUCCUUGAUGGCGGCUGUCGGCCGCGACCGAGCUCGCAUGGCUGCAUCAAUGCAGCAGAAGUAA